UUUGUGGGAUUAUCAGUUGAAUGAACAUUCGACUCGAUGUCAAGUUGCAAGCAGCUGGUUUCACACCUAGUUCAGAAUUGAGAGCAGAUUUGAUAGCUUCCCUUAAUCAACACAAAGAGAAACAACAACUAUGGAGAAAUCAACACAAGGUUAUAAGGAAGCUGUCUCCUGUUUCGAGCCGUGAAACUUCGCCACGUCACAUCUCUGGAAGAAGAGGUGAUAGAAAACUGGCUUAUGUGGUUUGUCAAUUGGCCGGAAGGUGGGUUGCUGAAAGGAAUUGGAUCAUUCCUUUUGUAUACAACUGUCAAGACGAGGGUUGUUUAUCUGUAGAUAACGACGGUCAAUUUGUCUUGGAUAGCAGCAGUAGUCCUAUUCAUGAUGCUUCCGAUUGGCAAGCUACUGGAUUUGACUCUAUGAAUCUUCAGUCGUCGGAAGAUGGGGGUAGUUGUGAAAAGGCUGACUUGGAUAUUCCUUCAGUGUGCAAAGCGGCUUUGGAAGACGCCUUACAUUGGGGUAUUAGUGGAGUGGAAGGAUAUUCAGGUUUUAUUUUUAGAUAUCCUCCUCAAGUUAUUCUUACGAAUCAAAACAUAAACGCAGAACAUGCCCUGGUCGUUCAUUUAUCUUGCCGACUUCCAGAUUAUAUUCCUCCAAGCUUUCGAGGGACUAGUAUGAAAUACCAAUAUCUAUUAGCUAUUGUAGCUGCUGAUGCUAGUCGUAUUCAUAAGCCGCAAGUGUUACGCAUUCCUUUGAUAUUUACUACCAGUCAAGCAACUAGUGUAGUUCGACCUAUUUAUAUUCCUUGGACAAUGAGACCCGAUUAUAAACAAUGUUCAUUCAAGUCCAAAAAUGGUAGUUUUCGAGUGCAUGCUUGCAUAAUGCCUAGUCGCGAUAACAUUCAGAGAAUGAUUGCGUUAUCUCCAAAUGGAAGAAUUACCCCUUUUGAUAAGAGAGAUGAAGACCCAAGACAAUUUGCCGUCUCGUAUCCUGUUUCCGAAGAGACGAUAUUUGACUGUAAGGAAGAGCAAACUACAGAUAGAGGAGCUUUAGUUCUGCAAGACGACGAUAUUCAAGGUCCCCAUACAUUUCCCUAUCUUUCGCAGAAGGAUAUAUAUUCUACAGACGAUAACAUACAGAGCAUCUAUCAAAUCAAACAAGGUUCCGAUAUUGUUUGUCGUAUAUAUGUAUUAAAGCGAGCAUUUCGUUGUGGAGAUUCCAUUGUCGGGUUUGUAGAGUUUUCCCAAAGUAAGAUUCCUUGCUAUCGAAUGACUAUCAAGUUAGAGACGGAAGAACGAGUACAUCCGAGAGCAUGCAAUCGGUCUUCUAAAAUGCCACUUAUAUUUCGAAAGACUUAUGGGGAGCGAAUGGAAUAUCCGAGUUUCGAGCAGAACACCGAAUUCAUGUUAAGUAUUCCUUUGGAUGCACCAGUAAGUUUUGAGACUACUGCAGUGUCUUUUGUAUGGUUACUGCGCUUUGUCUUUGAAAUACCAGAUGGUCCAGUUGAUGCACAAGAUAUGAAGUAUCAUGAGUUGUUAGGGACUCCAUUAUCGGAAGUUGACUAUCUUUUACAAAGAAAUACGAAACUACUCAACUGGUGUCUUCCUCUUGUUGUUUAUGGUGGAGAUAGAUUUGCAUUUGUACCGAACACUGUCAUGGGUCUUGAUUUGUUGUACGAUACGUGAGAAUGGAACAUAGAGAAAACCAAUUUACGAGUCAUUUUCCAUACUAUCACUUCAAUACUCAUUAUAUACAUACAGUAUACCAUUUUUCUUCCUAAAACUAGACUUUUGAACAACUUAUUACAUAUUCUUCGUCAUUCUCAUCUAUUUGUAUAGGCACGAAACCUGCCAUUUUGCAUAAAAGAAGAACCUCAUGGGGAUGGAGCACAGACUUAUUGAUAAGCAUACUUUGGCUUUCUGCAGUAGUAGUACUGGUUCCUUGGUACUUUGGUAAAGUAAUGCAUAGAAUACCUUUGUUUCGAAGGCAAAUAUAUGCUCUAGCAACAACAGCUUCUAAUACUGAUUCGUUGAUAGUGCUCGUUUCCAACUUGACGUGCACAGCAGAACAACUAUCUGACUGAGGGGGAAAGGUUAAACCCAUAUCAUGAGGAUGACUAUUACGCAAGAAUAUCUCAAGACUUGUUCGCGGUGAACAAGGUUCUUGAUAUAAAAAGUUGGAACCACCAGUGGUCCUCAGUGGUGAACCAGCGUUGGACAUUUCUGUUAUGAGAUUUUCUCUUUCUUGAGAUUUCGUCAAGACGGGAAUUUUCAAUCUCAUUCACUCCCGUUCCUCUAUCAAAGAAUGAAGUAAAGGAACAAGGGUAUCCAUUUCCCAACGUUCUAAAUAGCUUUUUCGAAAUCUAUAGAGAGAUAAACACA
Messenger RNA from Galdieria sulphuraria, 2375 nucleotides. RefSeq names its product E set domain-containing protein. The record is from RefSeq and is a predicted model, not a curated record. The transcript has a single exon. Gene Ontology annotation, biological process: retrograde transport, endosome to Golgi. Bases 21 to 1679 code for a protein of 552 amino acids. Gene Ontology annotation, cellular component: Golgi membrane; Ric1-Rgp1 guanyl-nucleotide exchange factor complex. Lineage: Eukaryota; Rhodophyta; Bangiophyceae; Galdieriales; Galdieriaceae.